AAGGAAUGCGGAAAAGCCCUCAUUUUGAUUGACUGUAAUGUCGUAAAGUAUAAGACUCUUGACUUUGUCGACAAAGAGAGAGGCUUCGUCUUCCUCUUCGUCUUUAUCGGAAAGCUAGGGUCUUGUAUUGAUUGUUAGGAUUUCUCUUGCAUUUUUGAGGUAUUGAGCAGAGACAUCGCACGUACAAUGGCUUCGCAAAUGCACCUGGACAAGAUGCAGCUCCGCCAGAACUAUCGGAACCUCUGGCACACCGAUCUCAUGAGCACUAUGAAGGCCGACUUCCCUUAUUGCUGUUUUGCAUUUUUGUGUGGACCAUGUGUAUCAUAUUUGCUUCGGAAACGAGCUCUUUAUAAUGAUAUGUCGAGGUAUGUUUGCUGCGCCGGUUACAUGCCUUGCAGUGGUCGAUGUGGAGAAAGUCGUUGUCCUGAAUUUUGCCUUGCCACUGAGGUUUUCUUGUGCUUUGGAAAUUCAGUAGCGUCAACCCGCUUUCUGUUGCAAGAUGAGUUCAACAUACAGACGACACAAUGUGAUAAUUGCAUUAUUGGUUUCAUGUUCUGCCUUCAACAAAUUGCAUGCAUAUUUUCCAUUGUCGCAAUGAUUGUUGGAAGUGGGGAACUUCAGGAGGCUUCUCAAUUACUGUCUUGUUUGGCUGAUAUGGUUUACUGCACGGUUUGUGCAUGUAUGCAGGUAUGUGAGAUAAACAUCUGA
This is a messenger RNA of Ilex paraguariensis (yerba mate), 708 nucleotides long. Lineage: Eukaryota; Viridiplantae; Streptophyta; Magnoliopsida; Aquifoliales; Aquifoliaceae. The record is from the annotation of a GenBank genome assembly.